CAUCGCCACCGUCCAUUCUGCGGCCGCCGCGGCGAAGGUUUGCCGAACCCUAGCCGCCCACCGCAGCGGGCGGCGAUCUCCGGCGCCUCGACUAGCCGCCGGCCGGCGAACCCGCAGCCCGGCUUCUCGGACACCGGUGGGGGAGUUUGAGGGGACCAUGGAUCCCAAGGAGGAGACGCCGCCCGGGAAACCCACCACCGGCGGCGGCGGCGGCUCCGGCGGAGGCCCGCCGCCUCCGCCGCGGCGGAAGCCGGACUGCAUCAAGUGCUUCGACGCGCUGUGGUUCUGCUACUCGCCGUUCUACCAGAUGCAGUACUACUACCGCUACGGCGAGUUCGACAACUGCUUCGGCAAGUGGGGGGACCUCGUCGACUGCCUCGUGCUCCGGACGAAGCGCGCGGCGGAGGUGGACGAAAUCCUCGCCGCGCGGGAGAAGGCGAGGCCGCACAUCUGGACCUACCGCACCGUCGACGAGGCCUCCGACCACUGGCUGCGGAUGUACCGCCACCUCGUCAGGCCCGGCGAGGAGAGCGACCACCACCACGACCUCGUCACGGUGGUGCGGCCGCGGCCGCCGCCCGCCGCUCCGACGAGGCCUGCGCCGUUUCCCGGCCUCGCCGAUGCUGUUGCUGCUGCGCCGCGGCCUCCGCCGCCCAAGUCCGGUGGUGCUUCUUGAAUGUUUUUGAGUACAGCAACGCCUCCGGUUUUUGACACAGAGUUUUGUUGAAAUUUGAACGAGAUUUAUGGGGGAAAAGAAAUAAUGGACUGUAUCAUGAAGAGAUUGAUAUAUGAAUCAUGUUCCUAGAAAUCAAAUUGAACAAGAAAUCAAGCUGUUUCCAAUCUUAUGCCA
This is a messenger RNA of Oryza brachyantha (malo sina), 850 nucleotides long. RefSeq lists its product as uncharacterized. The transcript is spliced from 2 exons. The record is from RefSeq and is a predicted model, not a curated record. NCBI's taxonomy places the organism in Eukaryota, Viridiplantae, Streptophyta, Magnoliopsida, Poales, Poaceae. The coding region runs from base 158 to 676 and encodes 172 amino acids.